This is a messenger RNA of Drosophila virilis, 3124 nucleotides long. RefSeq names its product PAX3- and PAX7-binding protein 1. Gene Ontology annotation, molecular function: DNA binding. NCBI's taxonomy places the organism in Eukaryota, Metazoa, Arthropoda, Insecta, Diptera, Drosophilidae. Gene Ontology annotation, cellular component: U2-type post-mRNA release spliceosomal complex; nucleus. The record is from RefSeq and is a predicted model, not a curated record. Gene Ontology annotation, biological process: spliceosomal complex disassembly; mRNA splicing, via spliceosome.
UGAUAUCGACUAUAGGAUCGAAGAAUUUUUAUUGCGAAAACGUCGUGUGUGCUAAAUUUGGCUUUUAGUUAUUGUUAAAUAUUCUAAUUUACGUUUAACAUAAUAGUGUAAUAGAGUGUAGCAAAUGUCGCUUUUUCGCAAACCAAAGAAAAUACAGCGACGCGUAUUCUCAAGUAAUGCAGACGAGGACGAUGAUGCGUCGGCUAUGGACAUUGAUGGGGGUAUGGAAACGCCCCCACCGCCUCCGCCUAUAAUUUCCGCAUCGGGAAAGCGUGAUAAAGAUGCAAAAGCCAAAAAAACAAUUCGACCACCCGAUGAAAGUGGAGCAACAACUGGUGCAACCACUGUCCAACACAAGCCUAAGGCACUUCUUAGUUUUGCUGACGAUGAGGACGAUGGGGAAGUGUUUCAAGUGCGCAAAUCCUCGCACAGCAAGAAAGUCAUGCGAAUGUUAGACAAGGAGCGACGCAAGAAGAAGCGCGAGGAACGUGCGGAACACACGGGACUGAGCGGACACCCGGGUUACGAGAAUGGUAGUACUAUCCAGCAUUUAGAGUCGUCCAGUGCCACUGCUUCGGGUGCUGGUCCAGCCAAUCUGUCUAGUAGAGUACAGAGUAAAAGUAAAAAGUGUGAUAAUGAUAUGAUCCAAACCGAAAUACGCACAGACGACUUUGUGCUUGUUGUCAAGAAGUCAGAAACUCCUGAUGUUCUUUUAAAUGGACGUGCCGCGCUGUGCGCUGGUCGCGACGAUAUGAGCGACGAGGAACAGACGGAUGAUAGAGAUCAUGAUAAGGCGCGGCAUCGCUUCUCAAAACCAGAGCACUUGAAGCAAAUGCUGGAAAGCGGUUCCAUACCGGAUGCUGCCAUGAUCCAUGCGGCACGAAAACGCAGACAGCGAGCUAGGGAGCAGGGUGCUGGUGACUACAUACCCAUUGAGGAGCCCAAGGAGGCGCCUAAGCUUAGCACGCGAUUGCCACGUGAAGAUGUCGAAGGCGAUCAGUCGGACGAUGAAGAGCGCAUGGAUAUGAAUGACAUAACGGGUCGGAAGGAGCGUGAAGAGCGUCGUGAACAGUUUUAUGCCGUUGAGAAUGAUUUAACCGAGGAAGAUUCCGAUCGCGAAAUGCACGAAUGGGAGAAUCAGCAGAUACGCAAAGGUGUCACUGGCGCCCAACUCGUGCACGCUCAGCAUGAAACCGUGCUUUCACGUUUCAUGAUCAAGCCAUCAGCGCCCAGUGGCGAUGAUCCCUUGGAACUGGAGCAUAUAGCGCAACAGGUGCCGCCAUCAACGGCAACAUUGUUGGAGCAGGCAUAUGCAAAGACCAGCAUUGACAGAAAAAGUGCCAUGGCAUCGGUAAUGCGUUCCAGCGUAGCCAAGCCCAAGAGGGAAAAGGCAAAGGCGACGGCUUUGCGGACACCACAGGAAAUGCGCACAGCAAUUUUAACGCGUCUGACAGAACUACAGGAGCGAAAUGAGGAUCACAGUGCCAGCAUUGCGCGCAUUGCAGCCGAAUUAAAAUCUUUGAAACUACAACAGCUUGAGUGUCACCAGAAUGCGCCUACGGCGGCCGCUAAAUACAAGUUCUAUCAAGAGAUUAAAUGUUAUGUUAACGAUUUGGUCGACUGUCUGGCCGCCAAGUUGCCGCUCAUAAAUGAUCUGGAGAAACGUGCCCUGCAGCUGUAUGGCAAGAAUCAACGUUAUCUAGUCAAUCGGCGGCGGCAAGACGUGCGCGAUCAAGCCAAGGAGAUGGCUGAGGCAUCAAAACCACUAUCAGCUGCUGCACGUCAAACACCGGAACACGAGGAGCAAGUGCGUCGUGCGGCCGAGCGAGAAGGCCGUCGCACGCGACGUCGCUGUGAGCGUGAGCGCAACUAUUUGUUAGCCUCCCAUCUGGAUGGCAUGUCCAGCGACGAUGAGAUUGCUGAUCAACAGCAGGAACAGUGCCAAGCCGCAAAGGAACUUAUCGAAUCGCAAGCAGCAGAUGUCUUCGAUGACGUCACUGACGAUUUCUGUAAAAUCGAUCUGAUACUUGUUAAGUUUUAUGCUUGGCGUAAAACGGAUAUGAGUUCGUAUCAGGAUGCGUUUUUUCCCCUUUGCCUACCUAAAUUAUUAGCGCCAUUGGUGCGUCAUGAGUUGCUACUUUGGUCGCCACUGCUAGAGGAGUACACAGACAUUGAAACAAUGAAUUGGUAUCAGGCGUGCAUGCUUUACGCCUGCCAGUCAGAUGAAACGGUUGAGCGUCUAAAGCAGGAUCCCGAUGUAAAUCUGGUGCCCUCGCUGAUAGAAAAGAUUGUGCUACCCAAAGUGAACUCCCUGGUUGCGGAGUGCUGGGAUCCAUUGUCAACGACACAAACGCUACGGCUAGUAGGCUUUAUCAACCGCCUGGGUCGUGAAUUCCCGCUCAGCAGCAGCAACAAGCAACUGAAAAAGCUUUUUGAGUCAAUUUUGGAACGAAUGCGCCUCGCGCUGGAAAACGACGUAUUUAUACCCAUCUUUCCCAAGCAGGUGCAGGAGGCCAAAGGCUCGUUCUUUCAGCGUCAGUUUUGUAGUGGUCUAAAACUGUUUCGCAACUUUCUAAGCUGGCAGGGUAUUCUGGCCGAUAAGCCGUUACGGGAGCUAGCCAUAGGAGCUCUGCUAAAUCGCUAUCUUCUUAUGGCUAUGCGUGUAUGCACUCCAAAUGAUGCAAUUAGCAAGGUCUAUAUUAUUGUGAAUACUCUGCCAACAGUUUGGUUGCUGACCAACAGCGAUACGUUGAAGAAUCUGGAGUUAUUCAUAAGCUAUAUACGACAAACGCUGGAUAAUUGCGAUGCUAAUAAUCCACUACUUAUGCAAUCCUGCGACAAGGCGAAGCAGAUACUACAAAGACUACAUAGCUUAUAAAGUGCAUACAUUACAUAAAUUUAUACCAAUCACACUUAUCGCGAUUUAAACUUAGCUCAAUGAUAGAUUUUUGCGUCUGAAUUGUCAACCACAAUUAAAUACUAUUGAUAUUUCCUAUCUUAGAAAGUCUAACAAUAACUAAAUCCCCCGGUUCUCCUAUAAAACUGCUCAAAAUUGUCGGCAACUAUUCAAGAAUCUAUCUACAAAUAAUGCAUAAACAAUGAUGUACAUACUUUUAUAACCAUA